AGGGCAUGCCCCCCUUGUCCACACUACUCGUCGUCAUUCUCUUUGUUGCUUGCGCUCUCUACAAGGAUGAUGCUGCUGUAGCUGAAGAAGAAGAAGAAGACCGCAUCAUAAGUCCUUUCUCGUCUCAUCGUUGCCGUUGUUGUAUUUUUCUUACUCUCGCCCUUGUGCUGGUCUUCUCUCUCGUCUGGUUUAUUUGCUUCCAUACGAGUAGUCAAGAGUUUCCUUCUCUUGUUCAAGUUUUCUCCAACUUUGCAAGCAGAAGUGCAGUGAGAGAGGAAGGUUGUCGGAGUUCGUCGGAGCAGGUUAGAGAGGCGGCGUCAAGAAGACUCUUCCGCCGAUCUUUCGUGUGUGCUUCAGGCCCUCUUACCUCCUGCCUGUAGAAUCGGAAGGUUUGGUUGGGGUAGCGUUCUGUUUUGUGCUCUAAUUGAGUGAAGUUGGCGGCGGGUUUGGGUUUGAGCGUGAAGAAAGUGGAGUUGCACCUUCGAUCUUGCUUUCUCAUUUUUAUUAACGUCGUUGGCGGAUACAAGGGAGGGGAAUUGUUCGCAUUGAACCGGUGGUUGCGAGUCAUUCGCAGAGCAGGAGCUUUAGUUGCAGUGUUCAGGAAAUUUUCGUCUCCGACAGUUUCCUUGUUGAUUUGUUGUAUGUCAAUGCUUCCAGUUCUCUGUUGCUUCUAUUUGAUUCAUGUGGUGUGCAAAACUCUGAGACAUUCGCUCUCUACGUCCGUUGCCACUUAGAGAAUUUCCUCAAGAAGGUUACCUAUUUGUUUGGUGGCCACCGGCCCAGAACAUUAAGUAGAGUACAGGUUUCAUACUGCUACUUCAAGAUGAUGCAACAAGGAUCCUCGUCUUCGUUCUGGUCACUUGGUGCCGUUAUCCCCCACUUUUCUCUGAAUCGUUCUGGCAGCGGGUCACCUAAACGGCAUCCCGUGCUCCAAGAAUUCGAAACUAAAUUAGUCGAGAAGUUCGACGCCUUGAAAGAAGCUGGAGAAGAACUUGGCUUCCUCAGCAUUGAUUGGCUUUUACAGGCGUUAUCGGUCGUUCUUAGCACGCAUUCGAGCGUUGAGGCCCUCAUUCCAAACCUGACAUUUCCCCUUUCUAACCGUGACGACAAAUGGGUGGACGAGUACCUGGAUGAUAGCGCGAAGCUCCUGGACGUGUGCAACGUUUUGAAGGAGGGAAUUUCAGAGCUUGAGCAGUACCAGAUGCUUGUGCAAGUUGCCAUUCGAAAUCUACAGGUGAAGGAAUGUGGCAAGGAUGCCAAUUUUUAUCGUGCUAGGAACGCUCUCCACGAUUGCUUGGCUGCGAUCAAAAUGAAAGACACAGAAUACAAGCAAGGCCAUGCGAGGUCGAAGCUUGAGAGUUGCAGUUCUAUGUUGCGUACAAUGGGCGAGAAACUUGUGAAUCCUAAAGUUAUGGAGGCUGUGAAAGGGAACGGGUUUUUAAAUGCCAUUUAUGGUGCCAAGGUUACGACCAUUUUCUUGUGCGGUUUAGUUGUCAUUGCACUUGCUUGCAAGCCUAAGCGACCUCUAGUGAAUCUUCAUGUGUCCAACCAAUGCUUAUGGGCUUCCUCCCUUCUCAGCCUCCAGCAGCGAGUGAAGGAGGAGACAGAUAAGCGCAAGAAUAAGGGCUCAAUUGCUCUUUUGCGUGAACUUGACAAUGUAGACGUCCUUGUGAGAAGGCUGUAUGAGGUUGUGGACAAGAAAGUGAACGAGAGGAGUCUUUUCACCAACACCCAAGACUCCGAGCAGCUCAGCUUUUUAGUGGAGGAGCUAGCGUGUACGUCUCAGAAUCUCGGCAGAGGUUUGGCCCCACUUGAGGAAUGCGUCAACGAGCUCUUCAGACUGCUCAUAGCCAGUCGAAUUGCGCUUCUUGACCUCUUGAGUAGCGCGAAGGAAAAAUAGAAACGUAAAGCUCGUGGUGGUGCCAUAGAUGUGAUGCAAGUGUUUAGCGGUGGUGAUCCUGAUGCAAGGACUACGAACAACCCGUGGCUUUUCGUUCCAUGGCUUCGAACGAGUCUUCACGCGACAACUCCAAUUGCGGUUUUCAUGCGCAAAGAGGCUAUGAAUAUAUCAUCGGGUCUGUCCCGCAACAGUCGUAUCGAGUUGGUCCGGCUAAUCUUCCGAAGUUGCGUCAGCCCAUUUCUUCUUAUUCAGAGAAGUUUACACAGUAAGGGUGGCUUCGGCCAGCCCUUGAAUGCUCUCGUUUACGAGGUUUCGUAUACUGUGUUGAUCCUUGGCUUCUUUGUAGAUUUGCAUAUACGCAGGCAGCAAGAAAGAUGUUAGAUCUCAUGUACUUAUAGCAGAGGGCAGAUCUGAAUUACUCAUACAAGCAGUUUUGUAAGGGUAGGUAACUGAGGAAUUCAUGUAAAAUAUGUGACAGAUUGGCUGUUAUGGUAGUCAUAUCUGUGACAAUAUUAAUCAACAUAGACCAUUGAUUCA
This is a messenger RNA of Physcomitrium patens, 2437 nucleotides long. Its product is annotated as protein BPS1, chloroplastic. The record is from RefSeq and is a predicted model, not a curated record. NCBI's taxonomy places the organism in Eukaryota, Viridiplantae, Streptophyta, Bryopsida, Funariales, Funariaceae.